Molecule: messenger RNA, 2067 nt
Organism: Pundamilia nyererei
Lineage: Eukaryota; Metazoa; Chordata; Actinopteri; Cichliformes; Cichlidae
Gene: gtf2h4
Product: general transcription factor IIH, polypeptide 4
Exons: 14
Coding region: 209-1594 (461 amino acids)
Biological process (GO): nucleotide-excision repair
Cellular component (GO): transcription factor TFIIH core complex; transcription factor TFIIH holo complex
Molecular function (GO): ATPase activator activity; double-stranded DNA binding
Source: RefSeq, a predicted model, not a curated record
AUGAGAACUUUCCUGUUCAGGUCACAUGACCUGGAAACAUGGCCGCUUCAGAAAGCUGAGAAAGCUAUCGAGCAAUAACAAUUACUUUGAACAGCACAAGUACUUAUCUAUAGGAAGACGUCGGUUUACUUUACGGAAAUCUGGGAGCCUCGUGGGUAUGAAGUAGCUUUACCGCGUUUGCUGAAGUUCCUCUUUGCUGCUGGAGACCAUGAAGCUGCGUGUCCAGCUGCAAUGCAAGAACCUGCAUGAAUACCUGAAGGAGCUGAGUCCGGAGAUUUUGGACAGACUCUACAACCACCCAGCGACAUGCCUGGCUGUGUACAGGGAACUCCCCUCUCUGGCAAAGAAUUAUGUGAUGCGCAUGCUGUUCCUGGAUCAGCCUCUCCCCCAGGCAGCUGUGGCAUUGUGGGUAAAGAAAGACAGUCAGAAGGACCACGAUGAAUGUGUCUCAGUGUUGGCUGGUCUCCGCCUCUGGCACAGUCAGCAGCUGCAGGGUGGUCUGCAGGGAUACAUUUUAAAUCCGGUGUUUAAAGACAACCUGAGGACAGCUUUGCUCGGGGGGGGGCGAGCUUGGGCUGAUGAGGGGAGCACGCUGGGCCCUGACCGCCAUGCACGAGACAUCGAGAGUCUUGACCGCUAUGCUAUGGAGCGCUGGGAGAUCAUCCUGCAGUUUAUGGUGGGUUCUCCCAGCGCUGUCAGCCAGGACCUGGCACAGCUUUUGGUUCAAGCAGGCCUCAUGAAAAGUGAAGCAGGAGAGGCGCCCUACAUCACCUCAGCUGGCUUCCAGUUCCUCCUUCUGGACACAGCCUCUCAGCUAUGGUACUUCACCUUGCAGUACCUCAAAACUGCUCAGUCCAGAGGGAUGGACCUGGUGGAGAUCUUGUCAUUCUUAUUCCAGCUCAGUUUCUCUAGUCUGGGCAGAGAUUACUCGGUGGAGGGUAUGAGCGAGUCAUUACUGACUUUUCUGCAGCACCUGCGAGAGUUUGGACUGGUGUUCCAGAGAAAGAGGAAGUCCAGGAGAUAUUAUCCCACCAGGCUGGCAAUCACUCUGGCUGCAGGAGUCGCCAGCAGCUCCUCCUCCUCUAACCUGGCUUCCAGUCCUGGUACUGGAGAUGCAGGUUUCAUUGUGGUGGAAACCAAUUAUCGUAUCUAUGCCUACACAAAUUCAGAACUUCAGAUUGCUCUGGUGGCUCUCUUCAGUGAAAUGCUCUACCGCUUCCCCAAUGUAGUUGUGGCUCAGCUGACAAGGGAGUCUGUGCAACAGGCUAUCGCCAACGGGAUCACUGCACAGCAGAUUAUCCAUUUUCUGAGGACCAGAGCUCACCCUGUCAUGCUCACUCGGACCCCAGUGCUGCCUCCAACUAUAACAGACCAGAUCAGACUGUGGGAGCUGGAGAGAGAUCGCCUGCAGUUCACAGAGGGUGUGCUCUAUAACCAGUUCCUCUCCCAGGCUGACUUUGAGGUUCUGCGAGACAGAGCUCAGGGCCUGGGCUGUCUGGUGUGGCAGGAUGUGGCCCACAGAGUGAUGGUGGUGACACCACAGGGACACAGCGAGGUCAAGAGGUUCUGGAAACGUCAGCGAUCUCACACGUAAACGGAGGAGGAGAAAUGUGGCUUUUCUUGCUUUCCACUACCAUCACCGUUGUUAGUACGACAGGAAAGUGAAGAUGACUUUGUAUUUUUUAUAACAUGCUAGCAUCUGAGUAUUAAACUGAACAGUUUCUGCUCAUGCUUUCCUUUUUGAGUAGCUGUGUGUAUCCUAUACUCAGAAUCAGGUUUUGAUUACUGAGUUCUCAAAGACACCCUUUGGACUCUAAGUACUACAAAGUACUGUGGAACAUCCACUGUAAAUAAUCGUAUAACUGGUGGAGUUACAGUGAAAAAGCUGACAGCAAUAAUGGAACCAAACUCAGAAGAUUAAUUUGUAAGAAGCCAACUUUAUUAAUUGAUCUGUUUGGUGUUGUGACCUGAGAACUAAGUGCAUGGCUCAAAGACACCCUGUACACACUGGAUAAGGAUUGUGGCUUCUUAUAUUUUUGAGUUCAGAAUAAAAGUUGUUGAAUUAUA